AUGGCUGAUGGUAAUCCUACUCUUGAAUUUGUAUCCAUAUCUACUUCUGGUGAUUAUAUGACUGAGAAGCAGAAGAAUAGGGGAGACAGUUCAUCGUCUUGGUUUAAUUACCCAACUUUGGGGUAUACGUGGAGUGAUAAUUACGGUACUAUAACGGAAAAAGAGCUCGAUUCUUUUUUUUUAAUGGCUCAUAUGGUCAUGAACCAUGAUGGCUAUGAUGCCUGA
Molecule: messenger RNA, 225 nt
Organism: Dracunculus medinensis (Guinea worm)
Lineage: Eukaryota; Metazoa; Nematoda; Chromadorea; Rhabditida; Dracunculidae
Source: the annotation of a GenBank genome assembly